AUGAAGUUACAGCUCAUUCUGGUCGUGGCUUUAGUCGGUUCUGCAAUUGCGGACGACGAUGCCGAGAAAGUGUGGACUGAAGAUGAAGUGGAGGCUCUUAUGGCCACUGCGACUAGCGACGUGAAUGCAACUGUCCCCGAAUUGAUUGCCCAAAACGGGUACACGGCCGAGAUCCACUACGUGACGACCGAGGAUGGCUACAUUCUGCAAAUGCACCGUAUCCCUGCAACUCCUACGAGCCCCGCAUCCGAUGACAAACCUGUCGUAUUCCUCAUGCACGGAACGGUGUGUAGUUCCGCUGACUUCGUGAUCAUGGGACCUGGAAAAGGUUUCGCUUACAUCUUAGCCGAUGCCGGAUACGACGUGUGGUUGGGUAAUGCGAGAGGAAAUAAAUACUCCAGAAAUCACACUACCUUGACAAAUUUUACUGGCCCAGACUUCUGGUACUUUGACUGGCAUGAAAUUGGUUAUUACGAUCAGCCCGCCAUGAUAGAUUACGCUCUUGAAGUGACGGGUCAGGAAAAAGUGAUAUUCAUAGGUCACAGUCAAGGCACAACAACGUUCUACGUCAUGGCCUCUUUGCGGCCCGAAUAUAAUGACAAGAUUAAAGUCAUGUUUUCUCUGGCACCCGUUGCUUAUAUGACAAAUUUGAAGAGUCCGGUGUUGCAAUUUGCCGCCAAAUUCGAGAGUUAUUUGACGGAUCUCUUUGAGCUCAUCGGUGAGUACGAGUUCUUUCCAAACGGCGAUUUCGUUACUGAAAUUGGAUCUACUUACUGCGACGACGAUGCUCUAACGCAAUACCUUUGCAGUAACGCCCUAUUCUUAUUGGUCGGGUUCGACAAAGCUAACUUGAACAUUACCAUGCUGCCAACUAUCUUUGGACAUACCCCAGCUGGAGCCUCAACUCGCCAAAUCGUUCACUAUGCUCAAGAAGUUCGAUCUGGCAAGUUUGGGUAUUACGACCAGGAUAUGAUAUCGAAUUUGUACAAGUACGGGUCUAUCGAAGCACCGAACUACAAUCUCAGUGCGAUUACUGCUCCUGUUCACGUGAUCUACGGUGCCAAUGACUAUAUGUCUGCUGUAGAAGAUGUUGAGAAGCACUACACUGAGCUUGGGAACCCAAUAGAGAUGUACCGAGUGCCUGAUGAGAAUUGGAAUCACGUUGAUUACCUCUGGGGUAUCACUGCUAAGGAACUUGUUUACGAUCACGUCAUUUCUACGAUAGAAGCAAAUUACAGUGACUAAUUGUACGACGAAUCACCUAAUUUU
This is a messenger RNA of Diprion similis, 1269 nucleotides long. Its product is annotated as lipase 3-like. NCBI's taxonomy places the organism in Eukaryota, Metazoa, Arthropoda, Insecta, Hymenoptera, Diprionidae. Gene Ontology annotation, molecular function: hydrolase activity, acting on ester bonds. Gene Ontology annotation, biological process: lipid metabolic process. The transcript has 6 exons. The record is from RefSeq and is a predicted model, not a curated record. Bases 1 to 1245 code for a protein of 414 amino acids.